Messenger RNA from Papilio machaon (common yellow swallowtail), 1363 nucleotides. RefSeq names its product acylglycerol kinase, mitochondrial (gene Mulk). The coding region runs from base 82 to 1329 and encodes 415 amino acids. The transcript is spliced from 4 exons. NCBI's taxonomy places the organism in Eukaryota, Metazoa, Arthropoda, Insecta, Lepidoptera, Papilionidae. Gene Ontology annotation, cellular component: TIM22 mitochondrial import inner membrane insertion complex; mitochondrion. Gene Ontology annotation, biological process: protein insertion into mitochondrial inner membrane; ceramide biosynthetic process. Gene Ontology annotation, molecular function: ceramide kinase activity; ATP-dependent diacylglycerol kinase activity; acylglycerol kinase activity. The record is from RefSeq and is a predicted model, not a curated record.
UAAUUCUAAUAACCUAUAAACAAAACUUGUUAAAACAUUAAUAAAUGUAAGAAUAUAAGACGAUCUGAAAUAUUUUCCACGAUGGAGAGGUUAAUAAAAUUCAGCAAAACAAUUAGAAAUAAUUGGAAGAAAUCUGUUGUCGGUGUUGUUGCUUUAUAUUACGGUGCUGCGAAAAUCAAGGAGAAAUAUGAAAUAAAUCUUUUGAUGCGUGCAGCAUGUCGUGAAGCCGUGAAAUAUGGCGAUACAUUGAUACCCAUGGAGAGGAAUCCAACUCUUGUUACGGUUAUAUUAAACCCAGUAGCAAAUAAAAGAAAAGCGAAGAGAGAUUUUGAGAAAUAUUGUGAACCAUUACUACAUUUAGCUGGAUUACAAGUGGAUGUCAUACAGACAACAUCAGAAGGCAAUGCUAAGGAAAUUGUUGAAACCCUACGUGGAACUGAGGCCAUCAUUGUUGCAGGAGGGGAUGGAACUUUCUCGGAAACUGUUACAGGUUUAUUAAGAAGAAACGAUGGAGCAAAUCAAUUCCCAAUUGGCAUCUUGCCAUUGGGACGCACCAACAGUUUUGGAAACAGUUUAUUUGAAGGUGGAAAAGGUGUAGAUAGAGUUAAGCAAUUAAUAGAAGCAUCUAUGGCCAUCAUUAAAGGAGAUACAGAGUGGAAAGAUGCUAUGAAAAUUGAACCAAUGGUGGAUGAAGAAGAGGCACCCAGUAGACCUAUUUAUGCAAUGACUUCUCUGGAGUGGGGUGCCUUUAGAGAUACAAUGGCAAAGAGGGACAAAUAUUGGUUUUAUGGGCCACUUAGAGAUUAUGCCUCCUAUAUUUUCAACGGUUAUAAAGAAUCUCUGAAUUGGAAUUGCAGUGGUGUGAUCAAAUAUACACCACCUUGCGCAGGUUGUAACAACUGUAUACAGAAAAAGCCCGAAGUAAAGAGAAAAUGGAGUUUCUUUAUGCCUAGUGCACCGGAAACCGCCACCGCCACGGUUGUUAACCCUGAAUGUGCAAUUUUACAAGAAUUAUGUUUCAAGACAAGCAAUCUUAGAAUUCGACCACAAAAGUUUGGUCAAUCUGAAAUUCCAUCACUUAGUGUUGUACUAGGUAAAAAUAAAUACAGUUAUUCUGAAUUUGUUUCCGAAGGUUGGCAACGAAUUAAAGGCAUUGAUGAAAAUAACAAAAGCAUUGCGGCUAGGACUGUGGAACUCUUACCGAACGAAUCCGGGCCAGAUGUUAUUAUUGAUAUAGACAGAGAAGAAUUUGAAGUUAAACCUGUUAAAAUUACAUUACUGCCUCAUAUUGUUAAGGUGUUCUGUAAUAAUAAUAAAAUAGUUGUGUAAAAAUAAAAUUUGUAGAAUCUUUAACACAUAUUUA